Branchiostoma belcheri (Belcher's lancelet) is the source of this 1320-nucleotide messenger RNA. RefSeq names its product leucine-rich repeat and immunoglobulin-like domain-containing nogo receptor-interacting protein 1. The coding region runs from base 1 to 1320 and encodes 439 amino acids. The transcript is spliced from 2 exons. Gene Ontology annotation, cellular component: extracellular matrix. Gene Ontology annotation, molecular function: protein binding. The record is from RefSeq and is a predicted model, not a curated record. Lineage: Eukaryota; Metazoa; Chordata; Leptocardii; Amphioxiformes; Branchiostomatidae.
AUGAGGUUGGGAACGAGACUACCGACGGUGCUCUUGCUUGUCUCCGCUGUGCUAUGUCAGGACAAGGCAGGGCCCCAUAGGUGUCCGCCUCGCUGUCUGUGUUACAAGUUCCUCCCUCACGUCAGCUGUAGAAGGAAGAACAUCAGGGAAAUCUCACCGCACCUACCUCAAAGCACAAAACAACUGGACUACAGCAACAAUAACAUAAAGAGUGUUCCAGACUUUAUCUUUAGUAAGAUGGACAGGCUAGAAGAACUCAACCUCAACAAGAACAUGCUGACAGAGGGAGGGAUCACACAGUUCUCCUUCCUGGGUCUGUACAACCUGGGAAAACUGUACCUGGCCAACAACGACUUCGGCGUCAUCUCUCGCUCCAUGUUCCAGCAUCUCAGCAGGCUUAAGUACCUCGACCUGGCAGGGAACCGUAUCUACUCAGUGGAGCUGGAUGCAUUCUACUACCUACGAAACCUACAGAGCCUUGUAAUGAAGUACGACAACCCUAGGGCUCCCCUUCCCUCAUCAGCCCUGCACAUCACCACACUGCGCUUGUUACGUCUGUACGGGAGGAUGCCACAGAAAACUGUCCCACGCGGCUUGUUUGCAUAUCUGUAUAACGUGGAGUACAUUGAGCUGUUCGAUAUGAGUAUUAGAAGAGUGGAUCGCGAUCUCAUAUACGGUUCACAGAAGUUGUGGGGAAUCUCUAUGGACAUGAACAAGUUACGGGACUUGCCGGAGGACCUCUUCCGGUAUAAUAAGAACUUGAAGAGCAUAAGUUUGAGUUUUAAUCGCUUCCGUGACAUACCGAUGGCAGUUAAGCGUGUGACGUGGCUGGAAAACCUGUACUUCAACGGGAACCCUGUCAGAAUGCUAACUCCACAGUCGUUUGAAGGUCUGGGGGAACUGAAACUUCUCCACAUUGGAGCUAUUCCGGGGUUGGUCACAAUCAGCAGGACAUUCUUCUUGAACGUGCCAAAUUUAGAAUUUCUGUCGCUGUCUGGGAAUCGAAGACUGAGUAAAAUUCAUCAGGACGCAAUGCUGUACGUGCCGAAGCUGAAAAUGCUCAGUAUGGACAGGUGCAACCUCACAAGUUUGGACAAAUCCACUCUAAGCGGGGGGUAUCUCAGGGUGGUCUCCAUGGAGAACAAUCCGUGGUCAUGUGACUGUGGUUUGAAGUGGCUGACUGAGUUUCUGACAGGGGAAGAGAAAGUCCGUGUGACUAGUAAAGAAGACAUAACAUGCUCCAAGCCAAAACGGCUGGCUGGCAUGAAACUUGAGCAGGUGCCACCAAAUGAAUUUAUUGUCGCUGAGAGCAGGUGCUAA